UCCUUACCUGAGUCUGAAAUAACUGGAGCAGCUUACACAGCAUUCCAUUCAACGUCUGGUAAACGCUAUUAUCGUACAUCAUAAACUGUGGUGAGCGGUAGUUUACGCCAUUUUGGAGACUUUCAGCAUGUCGAAGAGGCAUCGCAUUGAUGUGGGCGACUCUCACGGCAAAAGGACAAGAGAUGAUGACCGAGACAGAGACAGGGACCGCGACAGGGACAAGGAUAAGGACAAGGACAAGCCCAAGUCCAUAUUUGAGCAGUUCAACAUCCCGAGACCCACUCUGCAAAUGAAUCCCUUCACAGGGAUGCCCUACUCUCCCCGGUACUACCAGCUGCUCAACAAGCGUAUGACACUGCCAGUAUGGGAGUACAAGGAAAAGUUCAUGGAGAUGAUGACCAAAUAUCAGACCAUUGUGCUCGUGGGAGAAACUGGCUCUGGUAAAACAACACAGAUCCCCCAGUGGUGUCUGGAGUGGGUGCGAGCUCGGUACGCCAAGAAGGCAGUUGCCUGUACACAACCUAGAAGGGUGGCAGCCAUGUCUGUGGCUCAGCGUGUGUCGGAGGAGAUGGAUGUCGGUCUGGGGCAGGAAGUGGGCUACAACAUCCGUUUUGAGGAUUGUACCUCAUCGAAAACAGUCAUGAAGUACAUGACUGAUGGUAUGUUGCUGAGAGAGGCCAUGUCAGACCCCCUGCUGGAAGCUUACGGAGUCAUCAUGUUGGAUGAAGCUCACGAGCGUACCCUGGCAACAGACAUCCUCAUGGGGCUGCUGAAGGAGGUGGCCAAACAGCGAUCAGAUCUCAAGAUAGUUGUGAUGAGUGCUACCCUCGAUGCUGGCAAAUUUCAGCAAUACUUUGACAAGGCCCCGUUGAUGAGUGUCCCUGGUCGUACACAUCCUGUGGAGAUCUUCUACACCCCCGAGCCUGAGCGGGAUUAUCUGGAGGCUGCCAUCAGGACCGUUGUACAGAUCCACAUGUGUGAGGAGGGAGAGGGAGACAUUCUUCUCUUUCUGACAGGCCAGGAGGAGAUUGACGAGGCAUGCAAGAGAUUAGCCCGUGAGGUGGACAACCUGGGACCUGAUGUUGGCAAUUUGAAGUGUAUCCCCCUGUACUCCACCCUCCCCCCGGCCCAGCAACAGCGCAUCUUCGAACCUGCUCCGGCCAAGAAACCAAAUGGGGCCAUCGGCAGGAAGGUGGUCGUCUCCACCAACAUUGCUGAAACAUCCCUGACAAUUGAUGGUGUUGUGUUUGUGAUAGACCCUGGCUUUGCUAAACAAAAGGUGUAUAACCCCCGUAUCCGAGUGGAGUCCCUCCUGGUGACAGCUAUCAGUAAGGCCAGUGCCCAGCAGCGAGCUGGCCGAGCUGGCCGGACACAGCCUGGGAAGUGUUUCCGUCUGUACACAGAAAAGGCCUACAAACAGGAAAUGCAGGACAACACAUACCCAGAGAUCCUCCGGUCGAACCUCGGCUCUGUGGUUCUGCAGCUCAAGAAGCUGGGUAUCGAUGAUCUUGUGCACUUUGACUUCAUGGAUCCACCUGCUCCUGAGACGUUGAUGAGAGCCUUGGAGUUGUUGAACUACCUGGCUGCACUGGAUGAUGACGGAGAGAUCACAGAACUCGGCUCCAUGAUGGCAGAGUUUCCGCUGGAUCCCCAGCUGGCUAAAAUGGUUAUUGCCAGCUGUGAUUUCAGCUGUUCCAACGAGAUUCUGUCGAUAACAGCCAUGUUGUCAGUCCCGCAGUGCUUUGUGCGACCUGCUGAGGCCAAGAAACCUGCGGACGAGGCUAAGAUGAGGUUCGCCCACAUCGAUGGUGAUCACCUCACUCUGCUCAACGUCUACCACGCUUUCAAGCAAAACCAGGAAGACCAGCAAUGGUGCUACGACAACUUCAUUAACUUUCGGUCACUGAAGAGCGCAGACAAUGUGCGGCAGCAGCUGGCUCGCAUCAUGGACCGCUUCAACCUGCGGCGAUCAAGCACCGACUUCACCAGCCGUGACUACUACAUCAACAUCAGGAAGGCUUUAGUCUCAGGAUACUUCAUGCAGAUCGCUCACUUGGAACGGACUGGUCACUACCUGACAGUGAAGGACAACCAGGUUGUACAGCUUCACCCAUCCACCGUGUUGGACCACAAGCCGGAGUGGGUGCUCUACAAUGAGUUUGUGCUCACCACCAAGAACUACAUCAGGACUGUCACAGACAUCAAGCCAGAGUGGUUGAUCAAGAUUGCGCCGCAGUACUACGACAUGUCCAACUUCCCCAACUGUGAAGCCCGCCGGAUGCUGGAGAGGAUUAUUGCCAAAUUGGAGAGCAAGCAGUACCAAGAGGGCUUUUGAUCAGCCUUGCCUCUAGGAAAUGUUAUCUACUGUUAUAUUGUGCAAGAUCUGGGACCAAUAUCUCAAAGGCCCUUCUGUCUUCAGUCUGUGUGCCCAAUAUUCAACUGGAUGAUGUUGAUGUUGACUGAGGCUACCCCUGGACGCAAAGUGUGCCCUGUAUUCAAGUUGGGAUAUAUAAUUGUGUGACCACCCAGGAUACAAAGCUGUAGCGGCCCAGUGCUAAGCUGGAUCCAAUAUUUCAUGUUCAUCAUGCAGUGGUGACGAGAACGAGACAGUAGAUGUAUCUAAAACAUUACUUUCCCUCCUUUCAGAAUCACCUGUCUUGUAUUAAACACAGUAACUGCUACUAGUCAGCUGAGGCUAAUCCAUAUCAGUCUAUUAUGACAGGUGACUUGCUCAGAAGUGUUGUCUAAAGUUAGUAUAAGGGCAGUUUGCAACUGACCACAUCAAAGAUGAGGCCAUAGAGCAUGUGGGCAACUAGAUUCUGAUUUGUAUCUCCUAACUACAUGUAGCGUUGUUAAUAUCAAAGACCCCAAGUCAAAGUACAUGUAUUGCAAUGUAAGCUGAGGUACCUUUGAGGUACUGGAUAUACAGGCAUGGUCAGCGUUGGGAGGACGAAUAAUGUAUUGAAAAUGUCCCCAAAAACGAUCAGAUAGAUUUGCUAAAAAGAAUUGUCAUUUACUGUUAAAGCUCUUGAAAUGCAGGUGCCAUCUGUAUAUAAAUAUGCACUUAAUGUUUGCUGUCAUUGUGCUGUACAGAGGAGAUCUGAGUGUUGGAGAGAGUCUGGGUUUGAACCCACGCAGGAAGUGCUAACAAUUGAUAGUUGCUGGAUAUGAGUAUUAAAUGUUGUUCAACAUCAUUUCAUGAAACUGUAUCAUGUUUAAGUUCAGAAAUCAUUGCCAUUGUUUCUUGUUUCAUUUUUAAGUAAAAAACUGAAAAAGUGUUUUUCAUAUGUAAAA
This is a messenger RNA of Haliotis rubra (blacklip abalone), 3294 nucleotides long. RefSeq names its product putative pre-mRNA-splicing factor ATP-dependent RNA helicase PRP1. Gene Ontology annotation, molecular function: ATP binding; RNA helicase activity; RNA binding. The record is from RefSeq and is a predicted model, not a curated record. The coding region runs from base 128 to 2335 and encodes 735 amino acids. Gene Ontology annotation, cellular component: spliceosomal complex; intracellular anatomical structure. NCBI's taxonomy places the organism in Eukaryota, Metazoa, Mollusca, Gastropoda, Lepetellida, Haliotidae. The transcript is spliced from 13 exons.